This is a messenger RNA of Oryza sativa Japonica Group (Japanese rice), 3568 nucleotides long. Its product is annotated as pentatricopeptide repeat-containing protein At5g50390, chloroplastic. Gene Ontology annotation, biological process: RNA modification. Lineage: Eukaryota; Viridiplantae; Streptophyta; Magnoliopsida; Poales; Poaceae. Gene Ontology annotation, cellular component: intracellular membrane-bounded organelle. The record is from RefSeq and is a predicted model, not a curated record. Gene Ontology annotation, molecular function: RNA binding; zinc ion binding; protein binding.
UCUUCCUCCCGCGAUGGCAGAUAAACCCCUCACGGCCUCACCGCCUUCCUCCUCUUCAGACUCCAAUCCACCAAACCCACCCCAAAACCCCUCCCAAACCCGCAAACUUCACCUCAAAUUCCCCCCAUUUUUGAACAAAUUUCCUCAUAAUCCCGUCGAAUUCGACCUCACCUCCCCAUCCAUGGAGCCGCAGCUCGCCGCACUCUGCAACCCCCGCCUCCUCCACUCCCCCCAUGCCUUCCUCCCCAAGGCCACCUCCACCUCCACCUCCACCUCCUCGUCGUCGUCGUCGGCGGCGGCGGGGGGAGAAGCCCUCAAGCCUCGCCCGCGUCUCCCGCCACCGCAGCAGCAGCAGCCCGGCGUCUCCCACCACCACCACACGCGGCGGCGGAGGGAGCUGGGCGCCGCCGCGCUCGCCUCCCUCUGCGCGGGGAUCGAGGCGCUGGCCGCCGAGGGGCGGCACGACGAGGCGCGCGACGCGUUCCGCGGGGCGCGCGCGGGCGCCCCGUUCACGCCGCUGCCGGCGUCCACGUACGACGCGCUGGUGGCCUCCGCCGCCGCGCUGCGGGAGCCCGGGUUCGCCGCGGCGGUGCUGUGGCACGUCGAGAGCUCCGGGUUCGAGCCCGGCCAGCGCGCGUGGAACCGCGUGCUCCGGAUGCAGCUCGCGUGCGGGAUGCUCGCCGAGGCGCGGCAGGUGUUCGACGGAAUGCCCGCGAGGAGCGAGGCCACCUGGGGCACCAUGAUGGGCGGGCUGAUCGACGCUGGGCGCCCGCGCGGCGCGCUCGCGCUGUUCCGGGAGCUGUGGGAGGAGGUGGGCGGGGAUGCUGCGCCAAGGGUGGUGGUGGUGGCCGUCCGUGCCGUGACGGCAUUGGGGUCGGCGCGUGCCGGGCAGCAGCUGCACUGUUGCGUUGCCAAGACAGGGAUGUACGAGGACCAGUACCUGUCGUGUGCGCUCAUCGACAUGUAUAACAAGUGCGGGAAGCUUGAUGAGGCGAGGCGGGUGUUUGACGGGGUGCCUCAGAAGAGUGUCGUAGCGUGGAACUCCAUGCUCGCGUCGUAUUCGCUUCAUGGAUGCAGUGAGGAGGCAUUGGAUUUGUAUCACAGCAUGUGCGAGGGUGGUGUUGACAUAGACCAGUUCACGUUCUCCACGAUGCUCAGGGUUUUUUCUAGGCUGGGCUUGCUGGAGCAUGCAAAGCAAGCUCAUGCUGGCCUGAUUCAGACAGGGUUACCUCUGGACAUUGUCGGGAACACGGCACUGGUGGAUCUAUAUUGCAAAUGGGGUCUGAUGGAAGAUGCAAGGAAUGUUUUUGAGAGGAUGCCUAUCAGGAAUUUGAUCUCUUGGAAUGCUCUAAUAGCAGGCUACGGCUAUCAUGGCAUGGGGCAAAAGGCUAUUGAGAUGUUCGAGGAGCUAAUAGCUGAGGGAAUUGCUCCAAACCAUGUUACAUUUCUAGCUGUACUAAAUGCAUGCAGAUUUUCUGGCUUUGUUGAGGAAGGGAAGAGAAUUUUCCAGUUGAUGACUCAAAAUCAAAGAACAAAACCACGGGCGAUGCAUUAUGCUUGUAUUAUCGAGCUUUUUGGUCAACAAGGGCGAUUAGAUGAAGCCUAUUCAAUGAUAAGGAAAGCACCGUUCAUCCCUACCGCGAACAUGUGGGGUGCCUUGCUCACUGCUUCCAGGAUCCACAGGAAUUUGCAGCUUGCUAGAUUAUCUGCUGAGCAACUGUUGGCGAUGGAACCUCAGAAAAUAAAUAAUUAUGUUGAGCUUCUUAACUUGUAUAUUAACUCUGGGAGACAGACUGAGGUCUCAAAGGUUGUCAAUACUUUGAAGAGGAGGGGUUUAUGUAUACAUGCUGCUUGUAGCUGGAUUACUGUUAGGAAAAAAGAUCACAGGUUUUUCUUUAAAGAUAGUCUCCAUCCACAAAGUUCUGAAAUCUAUAGGAAGUUAGAUUCAUUAUUGAAGGAGAUAAAACAACUUGGUUAUGUUGCUGAGGAGAAUGAAUUGCUCCCUGAUAUUCUUCCUGAUGAACAAAAGACAUCGAAAGUUUACCAUAGCGAAAGACUUGCCGUUGCUUUUGGCCUUAUCAGCACAUCUUUGUCUACUACCUUGAGGGUCACCCAGUGCCAUCGGUUGUGCCAUGACUGCCACAAGGUAAUGAAGUUUGUAACACAAGUUACCAAGAGGGAAAUUGUCAUAAGGGAUGGUAGUAGGUUUCACCACUUCAAACUCGGGACCUGUUCUUGCGGUGACUACUGGUAACUAGCUGCUCAUUUGCAGAGGUUCUGAAACCAAUUCUGGACUGGAAAUAGCAUGGUUUAAUGAGGACAAAGCAGUCUGUUGAUUUCUCAAUUGUUUGUGCGGACUACUUGGUAAUUGACCUUCUGUAAAAGCAGAAUCUGCAAAAGUGGCCUGAAUAUGUGACAGAUGGGCUUUCACACUGGAGAUGCUAAUCUUUACUUGUGUCCUUUAAGGAAGGAAUAAAGCUCAUAUGUAACAAAGGAUCAAAGGAAAGUAUAAUACUUUCAGCAUCUAUUGACAGCUAAUUUCUACUCAGUUCAUAACUACAUCAUAGUUGGAGAAAAAUUCUCCUGUUCUACUUUUGCUCUCAGCUCUUUAUUCACCGAUUACCAAUAAAAAGGGGUACACCUCCUUCGUUGUAAGCAGGCAAACAAGAUUGUUCCUCCCAUAACUGCUCUCAGCUUAUCCUGCUUCCAUAACUUCUCUCGGCUGAUAGAAGAUAUACGUUUGAGAACACGCUGCGAUGGCAAGAGCAACAAUUGGGGCUGCUAUUCUUGUCUGUGUGGUGAUUUUAGCGCUGGAUGUUACUGCUGGCAUACUAGGACUUCAGGCUCAGAUUGCUCAAAACAAGGUUAAAACGGUGAGGAUGUUGUUCAUCGAAUGUGAGCAAUCAUCCUCCAAAGUAUACCAGUUGGGCCUCGCGGCUGCAGUGCUCCUUGUAGCUGCCCACGCAGUGGCUAACUUUCUCGGAGGCUGUGCCUGCAUCUGCUCUCAGAUGGAGUUCAUCCGGGCUUCCAUCAAGAGGAAGCUGGCAGCGACUCUGAUAGUCCUCUCCUGGCUUGCUCUUAUUGCCGGAUUCUCGCUGCUGCUCGCCGGUGCCAUGCGCAACUCCAACCCCCGGAGAAAUUGCAGCUUUGCGCAAGGCCAUACCCUGGAUCUCGGAGGGAUCCUGUGCUUCGUCCAUGCCGGGGUCACCGUCGCCUACUACGUCACCGCCAACGCUGCAGCAUACGAACUUCCUUAGAGAUCAUGCUACGAGCAAGCUGAUACUUUAUCACACACGAGAUCAUCACCUGAUCACCAACCAUUCUUUCCUUCUUUUUUUUUUCUUAACCUGUUGUUUUUCCAUUCAGUUUGUGAUUCAGCUUUUGCAAAUCAUGGAAGCAUCGAUCGAGUUCUGUAUUGUGUUGAAGUCAAAAGGGAAAUUGAUAUACUUGUGCUUUAGUUACCUUUCUUUGCCCUAGGAGCUUGACAUUGUGUUAUUUGCCACGGAAACAUGCUCAUUUAGGGGAGAAAUGAGUUUACCAUCUAUCUAUAUGUUUACAAAUUAUACCA